Molecule: messenger RNA, 1328 nt
Organism: Saccostrea cuccullata (small rock oyster)
Lineage: Eukaryota; Metazoa; Mollusca; Bivalvia; Ostreida; Ostreidae
Product: very-long-chain 3-oxoacyl-CoA reductase-like
Exons: 10
Coding region: 28-993 (321 amino acids)
Cellular component (GO): endoplasmic reticulum
Molecular function (GO): oxidoreductase activity
Source: RefSeq, a predicted model, not a curated record
AAUCCCACAUGCACUUUGACCGCAGCUAUGGCGAGCUCCAUGAUUAACAAUGUGUUUGGUAGAGACGCCUCGGCAUAUUUUGCGACAUUUGGACUUGUUGCAGCGUCCUAUCUAGCACUUAAAGUUGCAUUUAAUGUAAUCAAAGCGUUGAAAGCAGUUGUUUUUGCUGGAUCUACAAAUUUCAAAAAAUUAGGAUCAUGGGCAGUUGUUACAGGUUCAACGGAUGGCAUUGGAAAGGCUUAUGCAAAAGAGUUAGCUAAAAAGGGCAUCAAUAUUGUUUUAAUAAGUCGUUCAGAAGCAAAACUUCAGGAGGUUGCCAAUGAAAUAGAAAAAGAGAGCAAAGUUCAAACUAGAAUUAUUGUGGCUGACUUCAGUAAAGGUCUGGAGUUGUAUGAUUCCAUCAGGAACCAGUUAGCUGGCCUGGAGAUUGGAACACUGGUAAACAAUGUGGGAAUGUCAUAUUCUUUUCCCAACUACCUUUUGGAUUUACCUGAUAGAGAAGAGUUUUGUAUGAAAAUGAUCAACAUUAAUGUAACAUCUGUAACUAUGAUGACUAGCAUUGUGAUGCCUGGUAUGGUAGAGAGAAGGAGAGGUGCCGUCAUAAACCUGUCAUCUGCCGCAGGACUGAACCCCACCCCUCUGCUCACUGUGUACUCAGCCUGCAAGGCUUAUGUCUCAUUCUUCUCCCAGUGUAUUCAGGAUGAGUAUGGAUCUAAGGGAAUUAUUUGUCAGUGUGUGAUGCCGUAUUUUGUUGCUACUAAGAUGUCCAAGAUCAGGAAACCCUCUUUAUUUGCACCUAGUCCCAAUACCUAUGUGAAAUCCGCCCUGAAUUCUGUUGGUGGAUCAGUUGCUACCCAUGGCUACUGGGCACAUAACAUGCAGGGUGCAGUAUCUAGCCUGUUACCGCCAGCAUUCCUAAAACUGAUGACCUUCAACAUGAUGGACAAAGCCAGGAAAGCUUACUUAAAAAAACUGGCCAACAAGAAGGAAUAAUGUUAAUCAAGUCAAUAGCAUGCAAUUAUAUAGUUGCGUAAUUUUUUUUUUAUAAUUAAGUUUCAAGAUGCUUCAUCUACAGUACAUUGCAUAAUGCCAGUAUAUGUAUGAACAUGUACUUUUUUUCCGAGGAUUGAUAGACAUGCACAACAUGUGUAUAAUCUAUGCAUAAACUCUACAUUAUUUUUUACAUACAUUUAUGACUGUAAAAAAUGCAUUAAAGUCAAUGUAGAUGAAAUCCACAUCAUCCAUAGUCAAUACCAGCUAGCCAUGCAAUACAUAAUGUAUUCACUGAAUGAGAUAAGGUCUUGAAAAAAUAAAUAUUUCAAAUUUUC